UCAUUGCAUUCCAUUCCAGCAACAUUUAGCAUUCAGUUUACAUUACUUUUUCAUUGCAGUUUGCAUUUUACUUAACAAAUAAUUCAAUAAAAAUCUAAAUACCUUCCACAAAAGAGCCAACAAGCAGCAUGGACGACUACGAGGAUCAAAGUGUCGUAAGCGAAGUGAGUCGCGGAAUGAUGGCCGGUGGUGGCGGUGGCGCUCAUCAUGGUCGCGCCGAAAACACCACUUCCUUUGGUGCUGUAAAAGUUGGCGGUUGGCGGUAUGAGGACUCCACACGUUACAUCGGUGAAUGGGAUCAACGCGGCCAGAAACAUGGUAUUGGUCAUUUACAAUUUCCCGAUGGCACACGUUACGACGGCCAAUUCUCCGAUGGACUGAGUCAUGGCCUCGGCUGUCUAUGGUUCUCCGAUGGCGCCAAAUACGAAGGUGAAUUUAUGCAUGGUUGGUUCCAUGGUCAUGGCAUAUUUUGGCGUUCCGAUGGCAUGAAAUUCGAAGGCGAAUUUCGUGGUGGCAAAAUCUGGGGACUCGGCUUGUUGACUUUUCGCGAUUUCACAAAUGGCUUUCCGCGCAACGAAGGCUUCUUUCAAGACUGUCGCCUGGUGCGCAAGCAACGCUGUCCGGACGUAGUGCAGCGCGCGCAAAAAUGUGCGCUUAUGGCGCGUUCGCUGUGUGACCAUCCGUAUUAGCCUUAAGCAUGCAUGCACACAUGUACAAAACAUACGACAUAAUAUAGCUACACAAACAUACAUACUUAUCCGCAUAUGCGUAUACAUAUGUACGAUGACGUUCCCAUAUCAGUCGGUUCUAUGGUACCGCAACAAAGUGGACUCCAACUAUUAUGUCCACAAACACACUACCAGAUCUUUCGCAAAAAGUACACACGUUUUUGAAAUGCUACUCACUCAAAAAUAAAUAAUGUUCAUAUUAUCUUUUACGAAUAAACGUUGAGGAAAUUAGCCCAAAAUAUAAUAGAAAAA
This is a messenger RNA of Bactrocera neohumeralis, 980 nucleotides long. It is a transcript of the gene rtp, whose product is annotated as MORN repeat-containing protein 4 homolog. The transcript is spliced from 3 exons. Bases 129 to 689 code for a protein of 186 amino acids. The record is from RefSeq and is a predicted model, not a curated record. NCBI's taxonomy places the organism in Eukaryota, Metazoa, Arthropoda, Insecta, Diptera, Tephritidae.